UGCUCGACGCUGCCAGUAACGGCUGUGCGCCGCGUCUCCACCCCUCAGCGGGCGGCGGUGAGUGCGCCAGGCCAGCGCCGGCGUGGGACCGAGCGGGGCGGGAAGGCGCCGAGCUGAACGCUGGCACGGUUUCCUAGAUCUAAAAGAAAGGCCGAGUUAGAGUACCCUUCCAAAAUGGCUGCUAUUAAGGAGGAGAGAGAGGUGGAAGAUUACAAGAGAAAAGGAAGACGAUCCUCACAGCAGAAAUACCGUAGACUGAAUAAGGGCCAUGAGCCUAAGGAGCCAGAGCAGUUGAGAAAGCUGUUCAUUGGAGGUCUGAGCUUUGAAACAACAGAUGAUAGCUUGAGAGAGCACUUUGAAAAAUGGGGCACACUCACGGACUGUGUGGUGAUGAGAGACCCACAAACAAAACGUUCCAGAGGCUUUGGCUUUGUUACUUACUCUUGUGUGGAAGAGGUGGAUGCGGCCAUGAGUGCUCGACCACAUAAGGUUGAUGGACGUGUGGUUGAACCAAAGAGAGCGGUUUCAAGGGAGGAUUCUGUAAAGCCUGGGGCGCAUCUCACAGUAAAGAAAAUAUUUGUUGGUGGCAUUAAAGAAGACACAGAAGAAUAUAAUUUAAGGGAGUACUUUGAAAAAUAUGGCAAGAUCGAAACGAUAGAAGUCAUGGAAGACAGGCAAAGUGGAAAGAAAAGAGGCUUCGCUUUUGUAACUUUUGAUGAUCAUGAUACAGUUGAUAAAAUUGUUGUUCAGAAAUACCAUACUAUAAAUGGUCAUAACUGCGAAGUGAAAAAAGCACUCUCAAAACAAGAGAUGCAGACUGCCAGCUCUCAGAGAGUAAAAUACUUUGCAGGUCGUGGGGGUGGUUCCGGCAACUUCAUGGGUCGUGGAAAUUUUGGAGGUGGUGGAGGAAACUUUGGCCGAGGAGGCAACUUUGGUGGGAGAGGAGGCUAUGGGGGUGGUGGUGGCGGUGGUGGGAGCAGAGGAAGCUUUGGGGGUGGUGACGGAUACAAUGGAUUUGGUGAUGGUGGCAACUAUGGAGGUGGUCCUGGCUAUGGCAGCAGAGGGGGUUAUGGUGGUGGUGGAGGACCAGGAUAUGGAAACCCAGGUGGUGGAUAUGGAGGUGGAGGAGGAGGAUACGAUGGCUACAAUGAAGGAGGAAAUUUUGGAGGUGGUAAUUAUGGUGGCAGUGGAAACUACAAUGACUUUGGUAACUACAGUGGACAGCAGCAGUCCAAUUACGGUCCCAUGAAAGGUGGUGGCAGCUUUGGUGGUAGAAGUUCAGGCAGUCCCUAUGGUGGUGGUUAUGGAUCUGGAAGUGGAAGUGGGGGCUAUGGUGGUAGAAGAUUCUAAAAAUGCUACCAGAAAAAGGGUUGAAUGAGAAGCUGCUGCUUGACAAAAUGGGGAAUGUCUUGCACAUCCUCUUCCAUUGAAGGUUUCUGACUGGGUAAGAUUGUAGUGCAUAGUAAAAUGUGUUUUUUGCUUAUUUCCUUGUAGGCUUUCCCUGGCCAGCCUUUUGAUAGCAGGGAAAGCUUUAAGUAUAAAGGAGCAAGUGUUCCAAAGAAUGCUGUCCACUGUUUCUUGUUCUGGAUUAGGGGUGUUGGCUGAUAUAAUUGCUGUUCAAGAAUCUUCCAUUCCUGGCAGGUACAAUAAUGCUAUGUCAGAGAUCAACAAAAUAGCAAUGAUAAAUGGUUAUAAAUAUGUGCUCUGAUUACCGUUAGGAGUGUACUUCCUUUUUUUUGAGAACAUGUUCUUGAAACUCAGGUGACAUAGAAGGGCUCGGAUAUGUAAGCUGUUCCUCACAGUCCAAAGUAGUUCUGCGUUAUCCUGAAGCUCUAAUUGACAUUAAGACAUUCUGCGUUGAUGCGAUCAAUGAUUUUCCUUCCCAAUAAAUGCCUUGCCAUACCAAGCAGGUUGUACUUAAACACAGAGUUCCCUUUCAGAUGUUUUGGUUCUUUCAGGGUAGGUUUGUGGAGGCUAAUAUUUUAAAGGGAUACCCAGCUGAAAGCACCGCUCUAUAUGGAUGAAUAGCAAUGAAAUUAAUUCAUGGAUUUUAUUUAUUUAUGGUGGUUUUUUUUUUUGCAUGUGGGUUCUUAACUCUUGGAAUGUGUAUUUCCUAUUCUGCUGUAUCCCAGGACUAUCCCGUACCUGUAAGAGUCUAUAAUGUAAAAAGUCCUUUGGAUAGUAGUUAACUGUUUGAACUUCUCAAUACCUCUUUGCAUCGUUGCAGUAUUUUUGAAAAGUCUGUUUCUGUUUUUGUGCUCAACUUACUCAGAACAAGACAAAUGGAAUACAUGCAGUUCAGGACUUGGCCAUAUUGCUGACUGAUUCCAGUAGCUGAACUUGCUAGCAGCUGUCUGAACAGCUAGAAAACAAACUUCAUGUUGGAACACAUACAAUCAGAGGUUAACUUGAAGUAUUUUUACAAUGGUAAUGUGCAAAUUUCAUAUAAUCAGGAGAUACAUAGUGAAUGGAAAUCUCAUAGUGAGUAUAUACUUAAAUAAAGUGUUGACAAAUGUUUUUACUUAGGGGUGAGCCGGGAUUAAACCUGCUGCAGUGAGAUCACAGGCUCCUUAGUAUAGCACACUAGGUAGCUUGUUGUAGGUGACUUGCUUGCUAUCUUACCUAGAGGUGAAAAGCACCUUAGUUUUCUCUCUGCUAUGCCGUGUUGUCCUUGUGAGCUGAUGCAGUCACUCAGUGCCACAAGUCACCAGGGAAAGCAUUCAUGUGCUGUUUGUACAAAGGUAUUUGUCCAUUGGGGGAAGGUGGCAAUUUUUUAAAAGGAAAGAUCUUGGAAAAAUGGGUAAGUUCUACUCAACAAAAAUGUCUAGCUUGCAUUGCAGUACUCAGUACAGCAGCCUAGUAAAGCCUUACCCCUCCAUACUGUGGUCUUUUAGGUUUUUUUGCACUAAGCGUGUGCAAAGAUAUUCCUUGAGCUAUGUUUGCAGUUGGUUUUGUAGCACUCCUAUUAGAUUGAUUGGCUUCAGUUACACAUACCUCAUUGGUUGUUUUUUUGUUUGUUUUGUUUUUCGUUCAGAAAUAAAACUUCUCAAAGAUGAUCAAAUCCUUAAGGCAUAUUUGAUCAAGCAUUUUUAUGCCCAAGAGACACACUUCCAAGAGUUAAGGACAUUAUUUUUCUCUAGCAGCUGUAAAUGGAGAUGUAAGGAUGUGAAAAUAAAGUUGCAAAGUAUUGCAGUUCUGUAGCAACUUUUUAAAUACCUCAAACUGUGUGUUAACUCAAAAGCCAUUUGUCCUUCCAGGUAGUAAACGUAUUUGCCCAGAAUGAGCCCAGGCUGAUGCAGAUGCGAUAAAUUGUUUGUUAUUAGACAAUACCGAAACACCAUGGCAUCUUAACUUUGAUAUCCUUUGAAUAUUUUACUAUGGGAAUGGGAAUGCUCCUCCUCUUCCAAGUGUUGCUUGUGUGAUGUACUGACGUACUGGUUUUGCUUCCUGUAUUUAAGCCAUUAACUUUUAUUCACAGACUGUCUGCAUUUCAACAAAGCAUUCACAUAUCAGUCUGUGAUCUCUGACAAAUAUUUGUAUCUUGUGUGAAGCAUGAAAGAUCUUGAGUAUCACUAAAAUGCAGAUAUCUGAUGGAUGGAUUCUUUUUCUGCUGUGGGUGCUACAGGUUGACAUCUGUCUAAGAUUAGCUUUUUCCUCAUCUAAAAAUCCAACUAUCUGCGUAGAAGAAAAAUGACCUUCAUGUAGAAGACAAUACUGGAAGAUUGGAAACAGAAUAAUAUAUUAAAAUAACUGGCAAAGACUUCAAGAGCAAUGGUGCUAGUAUGGUGAUAUCUGAUCCUUGUGGUUAAACAAGUUCAAAAAGUAUGGAAGUGAAAAAUUUCAGUAUAGUCCAUAAUGGAUUGAAAUGUUAAAACACUUCAUUUUUGUAUCAAAAUAAAGUGUAUGUUGUCAAAUGA
This is a messenger RNA of Lagopus muta (rock ptarmigan), 3917 nucleotides long. It is a transcript of the gene HNRNPA3, whose product is annotated as heterogeneous nuclear ribonucleoprotein A3. The record is from RefSeq and is a predicted model, not a curated record. The transcript is spliced from 13 exons. Gene Ontology annotation, molecular function: RNA binding. Lineage: Eukaryota; Metazoa; Chordata; Aves; Galliformes; Phasianidae. Bases 175 to 1350 code for a protein of 391 amino acids.